Molecule: messenger RNA, 2210 nt
Organism: Mangifera indica (mango)
Lineage: Eukaryota; Viridiplantae; Streptophyta; Magnoliopsida; Sapindales; Anacardiaceae
Product: eukaryotic translation initiation factor 3 subunit D-like
Exons: 2
Coding region: 106-1821 (571 amino acids)
Biological process (GO): translational initiation
Cellular component (GO): cytoplasm; eukaryotic translation initiation factor 3 complex
Molecular function (GO): translation initiation factor activity
Source: RefSeq, a predicted model, not a curated record
GAAAACGGAAACUGAGAGAAUAAUUGUGUAAGAACUAGGGUUUUUCAAGUCCUCAUAAUAACAGCACUUGCCUUCACAUAUCGAAUUUACAACUCAGUCACAGUCAUGACGUCCGGGGAAUUUGAGAUAGGUGCCGUGCCUUUUAACGCCGACGGUUGGGGACCGCUAGAAUCCAGCACCACCGCCACCUCAACUCUCCCUCUUCACGUGCCGUUCGCUCCUUUCUCUCGCUCUGAGAAACUAGGUCGGAUCGCAGAUUGGACUCGAAACGUCUUCGUUAAUCAAUCUAACCGGCCAAAUACAGGCAACAAGAACCCGGCUGACACUGUUUUCGAUUUUUCUGCUGACGACUCGUUUCCCCUGUCUGCAAAUCUUGAUGAGGAUUCCUCCUUCCGUCUCGUAGAUGGAAAGCCCCCGCCCCGGCCCAAGUUCGGCCCGAAGUGGCGGUUCAACCAGCACAACCGACCUCAGCUCCCGCAACGCCGAGAUGAGGAAGUCGAGGCUCGUAAACGCGAGGCAGAGAAGGAGCGGGCCCGCCGAGAUAGGCACUACAAUCACAAUCGCUCGAAUAUUAACCAGCCGCGUCGCGAAGCCGCAAUUUUCAAGUCGUCGGUUGAUAUUCAGCCCGAGUGGAACAUGCUUGAUCAAAUUCCGUUUUCGACUUUCUCCAAAUUGUCGUUUAGUGUGCCGGAGCCUGAAGAUUUGUUGCUUUGUGGAUCUCUGGAGUACUACGACAGGUCGUAUGAUCGGGUGACGCCAAAGAAUGAGCGCAGACUCGAAAGAUUCAAGUAUAGGAAUUUCUUCAAGGUGACUACAACUGAUGAUCCAGUGAUUAGGAGACUGGCGAAUGAAGAUAAAGCUACUGUUUUUGCCACUGAUGCGAUUUUGGCCACGCUUAUGUGCGCAGCGAGGUCAGUUUAUUCGUGGGAUAUUGUAGUUCAACGAGUUGGCAAUAAAUUAUUUUUUGAUAAAAGAGAUGGGUCACAGUUAGAUUUAUUAUCUGUGCAUGAGACUUCUCAAGAACCGUUACCUGAAGCUAAAGAUGAUAUUAACUCGGCCCAUUCUUUGGGUGUUGAGGCUGCUUAUAUAAAUCAGAACUUCUCGCAGCAAGUUUUGGUGAGAGAUGGGAAUAAGUUGACCUUUGAUGAGCCGAAUCCAUUUGCUAAUGAAGGAGAGGAGGUGGCUUCAGUGGCUUAUCGGUAUAGGAGGUGGAAGCUUGAUGAUGAUAUGUAUAUUGUUGCAAGGUGUGAGGUACAGAGUGUUGUGGAUGUUAACAAUCAGAGGUCAUUUUUGACAUUGAAUGCACUUAAUGAGUUUGAUUCGAAAUACUCUGGUGUUGAUUGGAGGCAGAAGUUAGAGACUCAGAGGGGUGCUGUUUUAGCCACUGAGUUGAAGAACAAUGCAAAUAAGCUGGCAAAGUGGACAGCACAAGCGUUGUUGGCAAGUGCUGAUUUGAUGAAAUUGGGAUAUGUUUCAAGGGUUCACCCACGUGAUCAUUUUAACCAUGUGAUAUUGGCUGUUAUGGGGUAUAAGCCCCGGGAUUUUGCAACCCAGAUUAAUUUGAGUACCACAAAUAUGUGGGGCAUUGUGAAGAGUAUUGUGGAUUUGUGCAUGAAGUUGAACGAGGGAAAGUAUGUGCUCAUUAAGGAUCCGUCUAAGCCACAAGUGAGGAUCUAUGACGUUCCACCAGAUGCAUUUGAGAAUGAUUAUGUGGAAGAACCCUUGCCUGAGGAGGAGCAGGUGCAGCCACCUGUGGAGAAUGUCGAGGGAGUUGAAGCAACUAACGAUUUGGAGGAUAAAGUGAUUGACUCCCAAGCUUAGCAGGUUGUGACACGUCCAGGCUUCUAAGCUCCAAGCAUGGCUUGCUUCCAUUUUGAUGUUCUUAGUUUGCAGAUGGAUUUGGGUAGUUGAGCAGGAUAUUUUGUUCAAGAGUAUAUUAUCUUUUUGGCAUUGUAAUGCUAGAAUAUAUGAAUGAGGGAUAAAUGAACCUGUUAGUUGUACUUGCUGUCUUGGGGUUUCUGUUGAAGUGCAUAGCUGAGCUAGCCACCAAUACAUGGAUUUUUCUCAACAGAUAAAUUUCAUUGGGCGUGGAACUUUAAUGUGUCCAAAUCGGUUUGGUUUUGGGUAGAAUGAAAUAACUCUGAAUGUUAAUUCUACAAUUUAUGAACCAUUUCAGUCCAGUCAAACUUAACUGAAUGGAAAUUCGACGA